This is a messenger RNA of Dentiscutata heterogama, 253 nucleotides long. NCBI's taxonomy places the organism in Eukaryota, Fungi, Glomeromycota, Glomeromycetes, Diversisporales, Gigasporaceae. The record is from the annotation of a GenBank genome assembly.
UGAUACUAGAACUUGUUGGAGUUCAACUUACAAUCUUUUAAAAAACCUUUUUCUUCUUCGUAAUGCUAUUAUACAGUUAGCUGAUGAUUUAAGGCAAAAAGCUCUCUUAUCAACUAAAGAAUGGAAUUCAUUAGACGAAUUAGCAAAACUUUUACAUCCUUUUACACAAGCAACAGGAUAUAUCGGAGGAAAUCAAUAUUCUACUUUAGGAAUUAUGAUACCUACCCUUAUUAAGCUUUCAUGCCAUUUAUGA